CCGGAGCUCUUGCAGAGGGAAAAAUUCACCGCAAGCAGAGCACCUUCUAGAUUGCUCCUGGAGUGUGGAGACAGAAGUCUCUGCUGUCCAAGUUACUGAAUCCAGAAAAAAAAAAAUGACCUUAUGAACAUGGGAAAAGAAAUCCAGCUAAGGCCCAAGGUGAAUGUCUCUUCUUACAUCCACUUUUUGCUGAAUUACAGGAACAAGUUCAAGGAGCAGCAGCCAAAUACCUACCUUGGCUUUAAAGAGUUCUCUAGAAAGUGUUCAGAAAAAUGGAGGUCCAUCUCAAAGCACGAAAAGGCCAAAUAUGAAGCUCUGGCCAAGCUCGACAAAGCCCGGUACCAGGAAGAGAUGAUGAAUUAUGUUGGCAAGAAGAAAAAGCGGAGAAAGCGGGACCCCCAGGCGCCCAGACGCCCCCCAUCAUCCUUCCUGCUCUUCUGCCAAGACCACUAUGCCCAGCUGAAGAGGGAAAAUCCGAACUGGUCAGUAGUGCAGGUGGCAAAGGCCUCGGGGAAGAUGUGGUCUGCAACAACAGAUGCUGAAAAGCAACCAUAUGAGCAAAGAGCAGCUCUCCUGAGAGCCAAAUACCAAGAGGAACUGGAAAUCUACCGUAAACAACGUAUUGCCAGGAAGAGCCUCCAAGGGUCAGCUAAGAACCAGUGCAGAGGGAAAACUGACUCGGACAAAGCUGAUGGAUCCAAUUAGAAAUAAAAUGCCAUUCAACUGUA
Messenger RNA from Ailuropoda melanoleuca (giant panda), 728 nucleotides. It is a transcript of the gene HMGB4, whose product is annotated as high mobility group box 4. NCBI's taxonomy places the organism in Eukaryota, Metazoa, Chordata, Mammalia, Carnivora, Ursidae. The transcript has a single exon. Gene Ontology annotation, biological process: regulation of transcription by RNA polymerase II. Bases 124 to 705 code for a protein of 193 amino acids. The record is from RefSeq and is a predicted model, not a curated record.